Cladocopium goreaui is the source of this 1466-nucleotide messenger RNA. NCBI's taxonomy places the organism in Eukaryota, Dinophyceae, Suessiales, Symbiodiniaceae. The record is from the annotation of a GenBank genome assembly.
GUAGUCAACGUUAUCGUUGUGGGCCUCUCUGUUGACAUGCAGAAGGAUGAUCCCAGCAACCCUGUGUGGCAGGUUUUGGAGAUCGUAUUUCUUACAUUCUACUUCUUUGAAGCUGUCGGAAAGCUUGCUGUGUUUGGAUGUCGAUGGUAUUUUCUGGGCGAAGACCAUUGGUGGAAUUUGUUUGACUUCAUUUGCUUGCUGCUUUCUUUGGCCGAUCUGGUGAUUUACAUCUAUGUGGAAAUAAGCCAGGUUGAGAACCCGUUCAAUUUGCAGACACUGAUGCUGGUCAAAAUGCUGCGUUUGGCUCGCCUUGCCAGACUGAUCAGAACUCUGCGGUUUGCAAUCUUUUAUGAGCUGAAGCUCAUGGUCCUUGGUGUCAUCAGCGGUAUGCGGGUGCUGGCGUGGGCAUUGGUACUUUUGGCUCUGCUGAUUUAUGCAGCUGCAAUUGCUACCACAAGCAUGUUUGGAGGUGACGAGAGAGUACCAGAGAUGAGAUCACUGAGUAGGUCAUGGUUUACACUUUUUCGCUGCUUCACUGAUGGUUGUGCUGCCUACGACGGCACUCCGCUCUCAGAAAGGCUAUAUGACAUUUAUGGAGGGUGGUGGGUGGUGCCAUAUGUUUUCCUUUUUGUCAGCAUCACCUUGGGCUUGUUUAAUCUUAUCAUGGCGAUCUUCAUUGACAACGUCAUGGCCAGUCAGAUGCAGCGGAAGCUGCAAGAGAUCUCCAACACAGCCAAGAGCGUCGAAAUUGAUCUCAAGGAGAGCCUCUUGAGACUAACCUUGCAAAGCAAAUCCAACGGCGUGCCGCCGGAUGUGGAGAAAGAGAUCAUGCACAUGGACGAUCAUUAUCACAACCACCUGGCAAGAGUGCGAGCAAAAUUUGAUCUCUUGGUUAGUGCGGAGAUCGUGGUCACGAAAGCGGCAUUUUUAUCCUGGUUGAAGGAUCCUGGAUUUGUGGCUGUACUCAAGGAUGCAGACAUUGAGACUGCGAACGAGUCAGGAAUCUAUGAAGUUUUGGAUGCCGAUAUGAGCAACACCCUCAGUAUAGACGAGGUCUACGUUGGCUUGAUGAGGUUGAGAGGUCCUAUCGCCAAAUCGGAGAUCGUCGGCCUUAUUUUGAGAUCGGGAUGUCUCGGGACUUUGAAAAAACGCAACCUAUUGUUUCUGAAUCCCUUCACUUACACUGAAUGUGGAAAAGACAUACCAUAUGCCGGUUGGGCAGUAUAAAAUCUCUAUCUCAGAGAGAAGGAAGGUUUACACCAACUUCUGAGACUGGAUAAGUGAGCCCUGCUUUUUGGAAAGAGGAGCUGGCUUGGGAAUGGUAGGGCCUGGGGCAUUUGAUUCCGUGAAAGGCUGCGGCAUGUGACCACGCUGAUUGCUGAGAUGUCUCGCAAGCAAGAGUAAGUCAUUCCUGAAGUCCUCAAAGACUCAAAGACGUUCUUCGAAUUCCAUACAUUGAAGUGAUU